Molecule: messenger RNA, 2865 nt
Organism: Pseudopodoces humilis (Tibetan ground-tit)
Lineage: Eukaryota; Metazoa; Chordata; Aves; Passeriformes; Paridae
Source: RefSeq, a predicted model, not a curated record
AUGGCGGCGGGGCCCGGGCCGGGGUCGGGGGGGAUCGAGGCGGUUUUGGGGGGUCCUGAGGGGGUCUGGAAGGGCGAGCGGAGCCGGGAGGGGGAGUUCGGGAAGGCCCUGCAGCGCCUGGUGAGCGGCGGCUUCGUCUGGGGACAAGAGCCCCCCCGGAAGUCGCCGCGGCAGCGCCGGUGCUGGGGACCCCGGCCCGAGACCCCGCUCUGGGAGGCCUCGGGGGGCCCGGGGGCGGCUCUGGAGCAGCAGCUGCAGCUCAGCGGUGGGGAGGGGUCUCCCGAGGACGAGGAGCUGGAGUUGGUGGCCGAGGUUCGCCUGGCGGAUCUGGGGGGGCUCGCGGCCGCCUCGGGGCUCCUGCGCAGGGAACGGCCCUGGAGGGUCCCCAAAGGAGACGGCGGCGCCGGCACCGGCACCGGCACCGGCGCCGGCGCCGCCUCCUCUUCCUCGCCGGGCAAAGAGGCCGAAGGGCGGCAGGACCAGAAGUACGACCCCUUCGACCCCACGGGCUCCAACCCCAGCUCGUCGCCCAGCAGCCCCGAGGAGGAGGAGGAGGAAGAGGAGGAGGAAGAGGAGGAGGAAGAGGAGGAGGAGGAGGAAGAGGAGGAAGAGGAGGAGGAAGAGGCGCCGGCGCUUCCCGACGUUUCCCACAGCAUCCGAGAGACUUUGGCCGGCAUCUACGACGACAACAGCCUGAGCCAGGACUUCGAGAAAGAUCCGGAACCGGGACCCCCGAAAACGCCGCCCAACCCGCCCGGCGCCGACUCCACGCUGCCCGGGGAGGAGGAGGAGGAGGAGGAGGAGGAGGAGGAUGAGGAGGAAAAGCGCGACGAAGGCUCCUCCUCGCUGCCGGAGCCGCGCCGCCGCGUCUUCGUGGUGGAUCUGGGCGGCAAAGGCCGCGCCGAGAGCGAGGCUCACGCCAAAUUCGACGGCAAACUCUCGCUGGAGGUGGUGACCCCCGGCAACCCCAAACCUCCCCAGAUCCCGCCGGCCCCUCCCCAGAAACCCGGCGGCUCCGGCGGCUCCGGCGGCGGCGCGGCCAAAGCGGCGCGGCACCGCGCCCGGCGCGAGUGGAACGCGCCGGGGGACUCGGAGAUCGAGGAGGGCGAGAUCGGCGGCGACGAUUUCCUGUCGCUGCACGCCGAUUCGGACGAGGAAGGCGAUUUCGGCGCCGAGUCCCAACCGGAUCCGCGGUGGAAAAGCGGCGGCGGCGCCGGCGGCGGCGGCGGCGGUUCCGAUCUGCGGCGGAAAAUCCUCAGCCAGCGCCGGCUGCGCGCGCCGCCCUCGCCGCGCUCGCCCUCGGCCGCCUCGAGGAAGAAAUCCAAACGCUCCCGCGAGCGCGGCGGCGGCGGCUGGGCCAAGAAAGCGCCGGAACCGGCGCCGAAACCCAAAGAGCGUCACCGGCGCCGCGCUUCCCGCUCCCGCUCCCGCCGGCGCUCGUGGUCGCGGCGCUCCCGCUCGCGCUCCAAGCGGCGCUGCCGCCGCUCGGGCAGCUCGGCGCGCUCGCGGCACAAGGAGAAACACCGCGGCGAGAAGAAGAAGAAGAAGCAGCGCUCGCGCUCGCGGGAUCGCCGCGCGGCGCGGCGCGACGGCAAAGCGGAGAAGGGCGAGGCGUCGGCGGCGUCGGCGUCGUCGCGGCGUCGCGAGGCCAGGGCGGUGGUGCCGCCGUCGGUGCAGGAGUUGAACGAUUCGGAUCUUUUCGCCAUCAAAAGGACCAUCACGGUGAGCCGGCGCGCCGCCGGCACGCCGGAACCCAAACGCGAGGUUCUCUACGAUUCCGAAGGGUUGAGCUUCGAGGGGUUCUCGGACCGCGAGCACGCCGAGGCGCCGGCGCGGAAAAGCGAGGCGCGGCCGGCGGAGCCCGGCAAGAAGGAGAAGGAACGGAAGCGCGGGCGCGGCGAGGAGCGGGCGGCGACGGCGACGACGAGGGAAAAAUACAAGAAGAAAUUCAAGGAAUACCCGGAAAGCGCCGAGAAAAGCAAGGAGAAGCAGCGGGAAAAAUCGGCGAGGAAAGGGAAGGCGAAGGAGGCGGCGGAACCGGCGGCGCCCAAAGCGCCGGCACCGCGCAAGGUGAAGCUCCAGUCCAAGGUGUCGGUGUUGAUCCGGGAAGGCGUCAGCUCCACCACGGCGGCGGCGGCCGGCAAGGAAAGCGGCGGCGCCGGCAUCGCGGUGAAAUUCGCCCGCGACGCCGAGAGCCGCGCGCCCUUCCUGAAAUCCGAGGAGAAACCGGCGGAAAAGGCGCCCCAAAAAAACGAGGGGACCCCCAGGGAGGCCGGGGGCGCCAAAAGCCGCAAGGUGAAACCCCCCAAGGCCAAGGGAGGGGCGAAGAAGACGAAGGCGAAGACGAAGGGCGAAGCUCGCAAGAAGAGGAAAACCAAAACCAAAAGCGCGCUGAAGAAAUCCAAGGCCGACAGCUGCAGCCAAAACCCCUCCCCGCCCGCCCUGCGCCUCCCCCAGAAACCCGAAACGCUCUGGUCCGGCUCGGAGAAAUCCGCCGGGGGUACCCCCAAACCGCCCAGCCCGCCGGUUGUCGCCCCGAAACAGCCGGCGGCGGUCGCCGCCGCGCCGGUUGUGCCGGCGGCCGAGCGGGAGCUGACGCCGGAUUCGCAGACGGUCGACAGCAGCUGCAAGACCCCCGACGUGUCCUUCCUCCCCGAGGAGGAGGAGGAGGAGGAGGAGGAGGAGGAGGAGGAGGAGGAGGAAGGGGCCGGGGGACCCCAACAGGCGGCCGGGGAGGAGGGGACAGGCGGCGGGGAAGCGCCGGGAGGGGAGCCCGAAGCCGACAGUCGGUGCCCGGGGAAGGAGGAGGCGGCGCGGCCGGCGGUGCCGGCGGUGCCGGGGGGAUGGAGCCUGCAGGGGGGAGGG